This is a messenger RNA of Labrus bergylta (ballan wrasse), 3743 nucleotides long. It is a transcript of the gene gart, whose product is annotated as phosphoribosylglycinamide formyltransferase. Gene Ontology annotation, cellular component: cytosol. Gene Ontology annotation, molecular function: phosphoribosylamine-glycine ligase activity; ATP binding; phosphoribosylformylglycinamidine cyclo-ligase activity. Gene Ontology annotation, biological process: adenine biosynthetic process; 'de novo' IMP biosynthetic process. NCBI's taxonomy places the organism in Eukaryota, Metazoa, Chordata, Actinopteri, Labriformes, Labridae. The record is from RefSeq and is a predicted model, not a curated record.
GCGUGUUGACUACAUUUCCCAUGAUGCUCUCGGCAGUUCCACCCCGCGGAAGUUAAAACAUCCAAAAAGUUACUGAAAACCAACUCGGGCUGCAAAAACAGGACUGUGCAUCCUCCGGUCACUCAGCAGGCUGAUAGCAGAGGAGACACUUUAGACUGCUGUCCUGAACUGACUGGGCUCCGGCUAAUUCCUGCUUCACACACACACACAGACUCACAGGUAAGAUGGCGGAGAAGGUGCUGGUGGUUGGAGGUGGUGGACGGGAACACGCGCUGGCCUGGAAGCUGGCCCAGUCGGAGCAGAUUCAGCAGGUCCUGGUCGCCCCGGGCAACGCAGGGACGGCCGACUGUGGGAAGAUCAGCAACUCUGAGGUGUCUGUCAGUAACCACACCAUCUUGGCUCAGUUCUGCAAGGAUCACCAUGUGGGGCUUGUCGUGGUCGGCCCUGAGGUGCCGCUCGCAGCAGGUAUCGUAGACGACCUGACGGCGGCAGGAGUGCGAUGUUUCGGCCCGUCUGCCAAAGCAGCUCAGCUGGAGGCCAGCAAGAGCUACUCCAAGGCCUUCAUGGAGCGUCACGGCAUCCCAACGGCCCGCUACGGCUCCUUCACCGACGCCGAGGAGGCCUGCAAAUACAUCCGCACGGCCGACUUCCCAGCGCUGGUCGUGAAGGCCAGCGGGCUGGCGGCGGGGAAAGGAGUGAUCGUGGCGAAAGACCAGGACGAGGCCUGUCGGGCCGUGAUGGACAUCAUGAAGGACCGAGCGUUUGGAUGUGCAGGGGACACUGUGGUGGUUGAAGAACUCUUAGAGGGAGAGGAAGUGUCUUGUCUGUGCUUCAGCGAUGGUUCCUCUGUGUCUGCGAUGCCUCCGGCUCAGGAUCACAAGCGGCUGCAGGACGGCGACCUGGGGCCAAACACGGGUGGCAUGGGGGCCUACUGCCCCACCCCUCAGGUGAGCCAGGAGCUGCUGCAGCAGAUCAAAGAGACGGUGCUGCAGAAGACUGUGGAUGGGAUGAAGGAGGACGGAGCUCCUUAUGUGGGCGUGCUGUAUGCAGGUCUGAUGCUGACCAAUCAGGGGCUGAAGGUCCUCGAGUUCAACUGUCGCUUUGGAGACCCCGAGUGUCAGGUGCUGCUGCCGCUCCUGAAGAGCGACCUCUAUGACGUCAUCCUGAACACAAUGAAUGGAAAACUGGCCUCCAGCGCCCCCGUGUGGCACCAGGACAGCUCUGCAGUCACUGUGGUGAUGGCCAGUGAAGGAUACCCCGGCUCCUAUCAGAAAGGAGUGCAGAUCACAGGUUUGUCUCAGGUCCAGGACUCGGGCGUGCAGGUCUUCCAUGCCGGCACUGCCUUAAAGGAUGGAGGUGUGGUCUCCAGCGGAGGGCGGGUCCUGACUGUCACUGCCGUCAGCUCGUCUCUGGAGGCGGCCCUGCAAGCGGCCAAUCAGGGAGUGGCAGCCGUUGGCUUCCCGGGCGCCGUUUACCGCCGAGACAUCGGGCACCGAGCCAUCGCUCACCUGAACCAACACAGAGGUCUCACCUAUAAGGACAGCGGGGUGGACAUCGCCGCCGGCAACAAGCUGGUGGACAUGAUCAAGCCUCUGGCCAAGGCGACUUCUCGAGCCGGGUGUAAUGCAGAGCUUGGAGGCUUUGCUGGACUCUUUGACCUGAAGGCAGCCGGUUUUGUGGACCCGAUCCUCGUGUCAGGGACGGACGGAGUCGGAACCAAGCUGAAGAUCGCCCAGGCGUGUGGUCAGCAUGGAGGUCUAGGUCAGGACCUGGUGGCGAUGUGUGUGAACGACGUGCUGGCUCAGGGCGCCGAGCCGCUCUUCUUCCUCGACUACUUCUCCUGCGGACGACUAGAAGUGGACGUGGCCGCCUCGGUGGUCGGGGGCAUCGCAAAGGCCUGUGAGAUGGCCGGCUGUGCUCUGCUGGGCGGUGAGACAGCAGAGAUGCCGGGCGUCUACGCUGCAGGAGAGUAUGACCUGGCGGGGUUCUGCGUUGGAGCGGUGGAGCGGGGCUCCCUGUUGCCCCGGCUGGGGGACAUCACAGAGGGGGACGUGCUGAUUGGUGUGGCCUCCUCUGGGGUCCACAGCAACGGCUUCAGUCUGGUGCGUAAAGUCCUGGAGAGAGCCGGCCUCAGCUACAGCUCCCCUGCUCCUUUUGGGAAGCCGGGGCAGAGUGUGGGUGAGGUUUUGCUGACACCGACAAACAUCUACAGUCGUCUGCUGUUGCCCAUCCUCCGCAGCGGAGGCGUCAAAGCGUACGCCCACAUCACAGGGGGAGGACUGCUGGAGAACAUCCCUCGGGUGCUGCCGCCGGAGCUGGCUGUCGAUUUAGAUGCGUCUCGAUGGAGCGUCCCUGCUGUGUUUUCGUGGCUCCAUAAGGAGGGCGGUCUGAGCGAGGAGGAGAUGGCUCGCACCUUCAACUGCGGCCUGGGAGCGGUGCUGGUUGUGUCUGCUCUGGAUGCGCAGAAGGUGUUAGGUCAGAUUCAAGCACAGGAAGAGGCGUGGAUCGUGGGUUCACUGGCACAGAAGCAGCCCGGGGCAGAAGCUGUGGUGGUCCGCAACCUGAGGCACAGCCUGCUGACUGCAGGACCAGCGUGCAUCAGUGAGGCGGUUGUUGAGCAGAAUGGUGGUUGUCGUGGCGACAGCAGCAAGCCACAAAAGAGGACCAGAGUGGGAGUUCUUAUCUCUGGCAGUGGCACCAACCUGCAGGCGCUGAUAGAGCAGGCCAGACGUCCGUCCAGCUCUGCAGAGAUCGUGGUGGUCAUCUCUAACCGACCUGGAGUGCAGGGCCUGAAGAGAGCAUCACUGGCCGGCAUUCAGACUCGAGUCGUAGACCACAAACUGUACGGGAGCCGAGCUGAGUUUGACGGCACCAUCGAUCGUGUGCUGGAAGAAUUUGCGGUGGAGUUGGUGUGUCUCGCUGGAUUCAUGAGGAUCCUCACAGGAACGUUUGUCAAGAAGUGGAACGGGAAGUUACUGAACAUCCACCCGUCCCUGCUGCCCUCGUUCAAGGGAGUGAAUGCCCAGAAGCAGGCUCUGCAGGCUGGAGUGCGGGUUGCAGGCUGCACAGUGCAUUUUGUAGCAGAAGAGGUGGAUGCUGGGGCCAUCAUCGUGCAGGAGGCGGUGCUCGUGCAGGGCGGAGACACAGAGGAGAGUCUGUCAGACAGAAUCAGGGAGGCCGAGCACCGAGCGUUCCCUGCUGCUAUGGAGCUGGUGGCCAGCGGAGGAGUCGGGCUCGCAGAGGACGGACGCAUCGUGUGGAAGUCAAGUUAAAAUUCAGAACAUUAGCAUUAAAAUAAUGUUCAUUAAUCUGUCUCAUUUGUAGAGUGUUAAUUGUGUAAAAGUUGGUUUGAUAAUACAGAAAAGGUAGUACAGCAUGAAAUAGAUGAAUAACAAAAAAUGACAUGUAGACAUUAAAAACUCAACAGCUAUGUGAAGAUAUCAGUUUUUACUGUUUGAUUAGUGCAAAGAUGUGCUUUCAUUUUCAGAUUUCUAGUGUUACAUUUCCUCACAAACUAACAUGGAAGAAAAAGGAGCAUCAUGUGUAGAGAGAAAUGUUACUUGACAUAAAAACUACAUUCCAGUCAUGAGUUUUGAGAACUGGUAGUUGCAGUGGGAUGAAACUGUAAAUUUAGAAAACAAUCCGAGUGGUUGUGCAUGUCAUGCUGUCUAAAUGAUUUGUUGUUGUAACUCUGAAUGAGUGUGUUUAUCAUUUCUUUAUUAAAGCUGCUUUGAUGAAUGAAG